Messenger RNA from Lathyrus oleraceus (garden pea), 7584 nucleotides. RefSeq lists its product as uncharacterized. Lineage: Eukaryota; Viridiplantae; Streptophyta; Magnoliopsida; Fabales; Fabaceae. The transcript has 51 exons. The record is from RefSeq and is a predicted model, not a curated record. Gene Ontology annotation, molecular function: molecular adaptor activity. Gene Ontology annotation, biological process: negative regulation of translation; nuclear-transcribed mRNA catabolic process, deadenylation-dependent decay. Bases 87 to 7307 code for a protein of 2406 amino acids. Gene Ontology annotation, cellular component: CCR4-NOT core complex; P-body.
CAUUUUCAGACCCAAAUCUUGACUGAAAUCUCUCUCUCUCUCUCUCUCUCCUCUCUCCUCUCUCUCACUUCCGAUCGCUUCCUCUGAUGACUCCCGGUUCCUCGCGAAUCAUGGCCAAUUUUUCCUCCACAGCUUCCAAUCAGAUUCGGUUCCUGCUCAACUCCUUGAACGAAGUCAACUUUGACUCCGUUCUCCAGCAACUUUCUCAGUUCACUGAAUUUGGAACCGUUGGAUGCAUUUUGCUGCUCCAAACUUGCUUGGAUCACUUAAAUUAUGUCAGAAGAGAUAGAAAAGAUAUGCAGCAUGAGCCAAUUCUUGGGGCAGUAGUUAAGUACCUCUUGGACAAACCAAACUUCAGCACAGUAUUUUCUGAGUCAAUGAAGAAUGUAGACAUUAAUGAAAGCUUUCUCGAAAGCUUUUGUAAUGGAUUACAGCUGUCUUUACUGGAGAAAAUUGCCAUCAGUCUUGCUUUAUCUGAUUCUGAAAAUCCCGAUGCCAGGCUAUGUGGCAAGAAUUUUUGCAUGGCUCAGAUUGAAGAGUUGUGUACGAAUCCUGGUUCUCUGAGUUUCCAUGAGCAAAUUCACAGUGUUAUCAUGUUCCUCAAGCAGUCUGAGGGUCUCUCUGAGCAUGUAGAUUCCUUUAUGCAGAUAAUAUCGCUGGUGCAGUUCAAUGACACACCACCUUUUGUUUUGACCCCGAUGCUACCUGACGAGAUGCAUGGGGCUGAUUUUUUGAGGUGGAAUAUGGAGUUCAUCCAUGAGAGUGAAGAAAAUGAUUUUGAUGCUAUUUUGGCAGACAUACAGAAGGAAAUGAACAUGGGGGAUCUUGUGAAGGAACUAGGUUAUGGAUGCACAGUUGAUGUCUCACAGUGCAAGGAAGUAUUGUCACUCUUCUUACCUUUAACGGAUAAUAUGCUCUCUAAAUUACUUGGUGCUAUUGCACACUCUCAUGCUGGGCUGGAGGAUAACCAGAGCACAUUCUUAACUUUCGGCGCAGCCCUUGGAUACAAUAACUUGUCCGAGUUACCACCACUUAACUCUUGGAAUAUUGAUGUGUUGAUAGAUACGGUCAAGAGUCUCGCACCACAAACCAGUUGGGUCCGUGUUAUUGAAAAUCUUGAUCAUGAAGGAUUUUACCUUCCCAGUGAAGAAGCAUUCUCUUUUCUUAUGUCUGUUUAUAAACAUGCCUGUAAGGAACCAUUUCCGCUCCGCGCUGUCUGCGGGUCUGUCUGGAAGAAUACCGAGGGUCAGCUGUCUUUCCUUAAAUAUGCUGUAACCGCACCGCCAGAAAUGUUUACAUUUGCACACUCUGCGAGGCAACUGGCAUAUGCUGAUGCAAUUCAUGGCCACAAGCUUCAAAAUGGACAUGCAAAUCAUGCCUGGCUGUGUAUCGACCUUUUGGAUGUCCUCUGCCAGCUAGCUGAGAAGGGUCAUGCCAGUGUUGUUUGGUCAAUCCUGGAUUAUCCCCUAAAACACUGUCCAGAAAUAUUGCUUCUUGGGAUGUCACAUGUUAAUACUACUUACAACCUCUUCCAGCGAGAAGUAUCUCUGAUUGUUUUUCCCAUGAUAGUAAAAAGUGAUGUUGGUAGUGGAAUGAUUCUACACCUUUGGCACAUAAAUCCCAAUCUGGUCCUGCGAGGCUUUAUGGAUUCUCAAAACGAUGAUGUAGGCAGCAUUGUGAGAAUUGUAGACAUCUGCCAAGAGCUUAAGAUUCUAUUACCGGUGGUGGAAGUUAUUCCCUAUUAUUAUAGUAUAAGGUUAGCGUCUGUUGCUUCAAGAAAAGAUAUUCUUGAUCUUGAGAAGUGGUUGAGUAACAAUUUAACUACAUACAAGGAUGCCUUCUUUGAGGAAUGCCUAAAGUUUUUGAAGGAAGUUCAAUCUGUGGGAUCACAUAAUCUAUCUGACCAAUCUUUUCAUCUGUCUGGUGGUGUUCUGAAUUUCUUUACCGAAACAACUGCUACAUUUUUGAAGGUUCUCAAAUCUCAUACUGACUUGGUUACCUCUGGACUACUUUCUGAGGAGCUGGAGAGUUUGCAUAUAUCUAUUAUAGAUUCAAAUCCAAGGCUUCAAAAUAGCGAGACUACUGAUUCACCUACUUCUACACAAUUUCCGAAUGAUGUUGAAGAUAAAGCAAAUGCGAUCUUCCAAGAGAUGUUUCAUGAUAAGAUAUCUGUACCUUCAGUGGUGCAAACACUAAUCCGAUUCAGCGGGUCUUCUGUGAAGAGAGACAAUAUGAUUUUUGAAUGCAUGAUUGCAAACUUGUUUGAGGAGUAUAAGUUUUACCCAAGGUAUCCAGAAAUGCAACUCAAAAUUGCCGGACUUAUCUUUGGUUCUGUGAUUAAGCAUCAUCUUGUGACACAUCUCUCGCUUGGGAUAGCUCUUCGAUAUGUUCUUGAUGCAUUGCGCAAGCCUGCAGAUUCUAAAAUGUUUAUGUUUGGAAGUUUGGCACUGGAGCAAUUUGUGGAUCGUCUUAUUGAGUGGCCUCAGUAUUGCAAUCACAUUUUGCAAAUUUCCCAUUUGCGCAGCACACAUUCCGAAAUAGUUGCUUUCAUCGAACAGGCUCUUGCUAGGAUAUCCUCUGGUCAUACAGAUGUAGAUGGGACGACUCAUGCUUCCGCUGUUAUCAGUAACCAUAGUUCUGCACAAGCUACAUUAGGUCAUGUAGAGCUCAGCGGCUCCAGCAUCAUACAACCUGGGCAGCAGCAUUUGUCAAUGCAGCUUCAACAGAGACGUGAUAAUUCUCUGGAUGAUUCUCACAAGACCUCUGUUGGUUCUUCGACUGAUAUGAAACCUCCGUUAGCUUCUCUAGGGCAAUCUUCAGUGAUUAUACCGGCUGAUACUUCUAGUGGCAAUAAGUUACAUAACCCAGUCAGUGCCUCAUCAAUGUUAUCUUCUUCUCCUGGUUUUGUCCGUCCGUCUCGCGGAACCACUUCUACCAGGUUUGGAUCUGCCUUGAAUAUUGAAACUUUGGUCGCUGCUGCAGAGAAAAGAGAAACUCCUAUUGAGGCUCCAGGGUCAGAGGUUCAGGACAAGAUAUCAUUCCUAAUUAAUAAUAUAUCUUCUACUAAUACCGAAGCCAAAGCAAAAGAGCUCACUGAAAUUUUGAAAGAGCAGUACUAUCCAUGGUUUGCUCAGUAUAUGGUCAUGAAAAGAGCAAGCAUUGAGCCAAAUUUCCAUGACAUGUACCUGAAAUUCUUAGACAAAGUUAAUUCAAAGGCUUUGAACAGAGCAAUUAUCCUGGCAACAUAUGAAAAUUGCAAGGUUCUUUUAGGAUCUGAACUUAUAAAGUCAAGUUCUGAAGAGCGCUCUUUGCUUAAAAAUCUGGGUAGCUGGCUUGGAAAGUUGACAAUUGGACGGAAUCAAGUUUUGAGGGCUCGUGAAAUAGAUCCGAAAUCUUUGAUUAUAGAGGCAUAUGAGAAGGGGCUGAUGAUUGCUGUUAUUCCAUUUACUUCAAAGGUCCUUGAACCAUGCCAAAACAGUCUUGCAUAUCAGCCCCCUAAUCCUUGGACCAUGGGCAUUUUAGGAUUGCUUGCUGAAAUUUAUUCAAUGCCAAACUUGAAAAUGAACCUCAAGUUUGACAUAGAGGUUUUAUACAAAAAUCUCGGCGUAGAUAUGAAGGAUGUCACACCAACUUCUCUCCUGAAGGAUUGUAAAAGAGAAAUUGAAGGAAACCCUGAUUUCUCUAAUAAAGAUGUUGGAGCAUCAUCACAGAUGAUUUCUGAUAUAAAAUCCAGCCUUGUUCCUCCAGUAAAUCAAGUAGAGCUACCACUUGAAGUCACCAAUCCAUCCAAUAGCGGGGCUCAUCCACAUAUAGUAUCUCAGUAUGCUGGCCCAAUUCAUAUUCCCUCUGGAACAUUGAUGGAAGAUGAGAAAGUAGCACCUCUGAGCUUAUCUGAUCAAUUACCUUCUGCUCAAGGACUGUUACAGGCAAAUACUGCUCCAGCACCUUUCCAGCUCCCAACACAGAUACAUACUAUUGGAACUCAUGUUAUUAUAAAUCCAAAGCUCAGUGGUUUUGGGUUACAGAUGCAUUUUCAAAGAGCGGUACCUAUUGCAAUGGACAGAGCCAUCAAAGAAAUAGUGUCCAGUAUUGUGCAGCGUAGCGUUUCCAUAGCAACCCAGACAACAAAGGAACUUGUUUUAAAGGAUUAUGCUAUGGAAUCAGAGGAGAAACGUAUUAAAAAUGCCGCACACUUGAUGGUUGCUAGUCUGGCUGGGAGUUUGGCUCACGUGACGUGCAAAGAACCUUUACGGACAUCAAUAUCAAAUCAACUGAAGACUUCACUUCAGAGUUUAAAUAUUGGAAACGAAAUUUUGGAUCAAGCUGUGCAACUUGUUACCAAUGAUAAUCUAGAUCUUGGUUGUGCAGUAAUUGAACAUGCCGCCACUGACAAGGCAAUUAACACCAUCGAUACAGAGAUUAGUCAACAACUUUCUUUGAGAAAGAAGCAGCGAGAAGGUAUGGGUUCUACAUUUUUUGAUGCAAACUUGUAUCCACAAGGUUCUAUGGGUGGUGUUCCAGAGCCCCUUCGCCCUAAGCCUGGUCAGUUGUCCCUGUCACAACAGCGUGUCUAUGAGGACUUUGUUCGGCUUCCUUGGCAAAACCAGUCUAGCCAGAGUUCACAUUCAAUGUCCGCGAGUGUUUCUGUUCAAUCUGCUAAUAGUGGUAUUACUGGCACCAGUGCUCCUGCAUCUGGACAGAUAAACCCUGGCUACUCUCUAACCACAGGAUAUGAGGGACUCUCUCGACCAAUAGAUGAUAUGCCAGAACCUAAUUUUACUCCACAUUAUAGUGCUUCCUCAAUUAACAUUAGAGCAGCCGACAAUGUUUCCCAACAUAGUAUGGAGAAAGACUCUGUUGCCUCGUUCCCUUCAACUGCUUCCACCCCUGAGUUGCACGCAGUGGAUUCUUCAGAUGCUGUGAAAGAAUCUGGAUCUUCUUCCCAGCCACUGGUUUCAUCAGGUGCCGUGGAGCGCAUUGGAAGUAGCUUCUUGGAAUCAUCUCUCUCUACAAGGGAUGCUCUGGAUAAAUACCAGAUUGUUGCACAAAAGUUGGAGGCUCUGGUCAACAAUGAUUCGAGGGAGGCAGAAAUACAGGGAGUCAUUUCUGAGGUGCCUGAAAUCAUACUCAGAUGUGUUAGUCGAGAUGAGGCAGCUUUAGCUGUGGCUCAAAAGGUUUUCAAGGGUUUAUAUGACAAUGCUUCGAACAACGUUCAUGUUUAUGCAUAUCUUGCAAUCCUGACUGCCAUUCGUGAUGUUUGCAAGCUUGCUGUCAAAGAGCUUACUAGUUGGGUAAUUUACUCGGAUGAAGAGAGGAAAUACAAUAAAGAUAUUACUGUUGGUCUCAUCCGCAGUGAACUACUAAAUCUAACAGAGUACAAUGUUCACAUGGCAAAACUUAUUGACGGGGGAAGAAACAAGGCUGCUACGGAGUUUUCAAUCUCUCUUCUUCAAACCCUGGUCAUUGACGAACCAAAAGUUGUUUCAGAACUUCACAAUCUUAUCGAUGCUUUGGCAAAGCUUACUACAAAGCCUGGAUACCCCGAAUCGUUGCAACAACUCAUUGAGAUGAUCAAGAAUCCUGUUGCUUUAUCUGCUAGUAAUGCUGGAAAGGAAGAUAAAUUGAGGCUAUCUAGAGACAAUAAGGGUCCUAGUCUGCUAGUUGGAAACCGGGAAGAGUUAAACAUUGUAGAUUCUGCCAAACCUGAUCCUGCUGGAUUCCGUGAGCAGGUGUCCAAGUUGUUUGCUGAAUGGUAUAGGAUAUGUGAACUUCCUGGUGCCAUUGAUACAUCUGCUACCCACUUCAUCGUACAGUUGCAUCAGAGUGGGCUGCUUAAGGGGGAUGAUAUGACAGAUCGCUUUUUCCGUCUGUUGAUGGAAAUCGCAGUUGCACAUUGCUUAUCCACUGAGGGGAUUAAUUCAGGGGCACUGCAAUCUCCUCAACAAAUGCUGUCAAUGUCAUUUAUCGCAAUUGAUGUUUAUGCAAAGCUUGUCUUCUCAAUCUUGAAGGGAUCAAGCAAACUCUUUCUUCUCUCCAAGAUUCUAGCAGUUACUGUCAGAUUCAUUGUAAAAGAUGCAGAGGAGAAGAAGGUCUCUUUUAAUCCAAGACCAUUUUUCAGACUGUUCAUCAACUGGCUUCUAGAUCUUGGCUCACUUGAGCCUGUUACUGAUGGUGCAAAUCUCCAGAUUUUGACUGGGUUUGCCAAUGCAUUUCAUGCUCUGCAGCCACUCAAAGUUCCUGGAUUCAGUUUUGCUUGGCUGGAGUUGGUUAGUCACCGGAGCUUCAUGCCAAAAAUGCUGACUGGUAACCUUCAAAAAGGUUGGCCUUAUAUCCAAAGGUUGCUUGUAGAUUUGUUCCAAUUUAUGGAGCCUUUUCUGAGGCAUGCCGAGCUAGGAGAUCCGGUCCGUGUUCUCUACAAGGGAACACUUAGGGUGCUCUUGGUGCUACUUCAUGACUUCCCAGAGUUCCUUUGUGACUAUCACUUUACCUUUUGUGAUGUGAUACCUCCAAGUUGCAUACAGAUGCGAAAUAUUAUUCUAAGUGCAUUUCCGCGUAGUAUGAGGCUGCCAGACCCUUCAACUCCAAAUUUGAAGAUUGAUUUGCUUCAGGAAAUAACUCAAUCCCCUCGCAUUCUUUCUGAGGUUGAUGCAGCAUUGAAAGCAAAGCAGAUGAAGGCUGACAUAGAUGAAUACCUUCAGACAAGGGAACAACCUUCUCCACUUUUAUCUGAAUUAAAAGAGAAGCUGCUACUCUCACCAAAUGAAGCUGCCUCUGCCGGCACUCGUUACAAUGUGCCAUUAAUCAACUCCCUUGUACUGCAUGUUGGAAUGCAGGCAAUUGAGCAACUCAAGUCUCGAGCUCCCCAUGCACAAUCACCACAAACUACAUACGGGCUGGCUGUAUUUUCUGUUGGAGCUGCUUUGGAUAUUUUCCAGACUUUAAUCGUUGACUUGGAUACGGAAGGGCGAUACCUUUUCCUAAAUGCUGUUGCUAACCAACUGCGUUAUCCCAAUACUCACACACACUACUUUUCCUUCGUCAUCCUUUACUUGUUUGCAGAAUCAAACCAGGAAAUUAUCCAAGAACAAAUUACAAGAGUCUUGCUAGAACGCCUUAUUGUAAAUCGACCUCAUCCAUGGGGCCUCCUUAUUACUUUCAUUGAGCUGAUUAAGAAUCUAAGGUAUAAUUUCUGGAACCGGUCAUUCAUAAGAUGCGCACCAGAGAUUGAAAAACUUUUUGAAUCAGUCUCAAGAUCUUGUGGAGGUCCAAAACCAGUGGAAGAGAGUAUGGUUUCGGGCUGGGUCUAACUGUCCACAAAGUCUCUUUCUUGUUAACUUUAUUUAGGCUAGCUAUCUCUUAACUAAUCAUUUUAGGCUACUUGCGCACUGUCCAUGAUUAUCUAAAAUACACUGUCUGAUUGUAAAUGAUAUAUUUUGUUGUAAGUUUUAUACUGUCCGAACAAUUAGCUAUUAUCAAAUUUCUCUAGACCAUAUGAUAGAAAAGAGUAGAAUAGAAGAUUAGUAAAAUUGUGUGAUAUUAUUAGUUGAAAUGAGAAUGAAAUCACUAUUACAAUUUUAGAGCUAA